AUGGCGGGCUCCGGGGGCCUCGCGGAGUGGUCCGAGGGGGCUGCGGUGUGGUUCCAGCCGGCUGGCGCCCCGGCUCCGUUGCCUGGGGAGCUGGUGGAGGUACACCGGGCGGCGCGGGUGUUGCUAGUGAGCGCCGUCGUCAAUGGGCAGCCCCAGACCUUCGCCCUGCAAAUGGGCAAUGGCGAGGAGGAAGGCGAUCCGGUGUGGCCCCGAGAGGAGUUGGGGCCCACGGGCGUGGAGGACAUGACCCGACUCCACGACCUCCACGAGGCCGCCCUGCUCUGGAACCUCAAGUUGAGAUACGAACAAGGCCUGAUAUACACCUACGCAGGGUCCAUACUGGUCGCCGUAAACCCCUACAGGCCCGUCGACACCCUGUACGGUCUACAAACUGCCAGGAGAUACCACGCAGCGGAAGCCUUGGGGGACCUGCCACCGCAUCUGUUCGCGAUAGCGGCGGCCGCUCGCUCGUCGCUGCCACAUCCGCAGGCCAUACUGAUCUCGGGGGAGUCCGGCGCGGGCAAGACCGAGUCCACAAAACUAGCAGUCCAGUUCCUCGCCGCGGUCGCCCCCGCACCGCCGGGCAGGGCUCCGGUCUCCGAGCAAAUCCUGGAGGCGGCGCCGCUGCUAGAGGCAUUCGGAAACGCGAGGACGCCAAAAAACCACAACUCUAGUCGAUUCGGCAAACUGCUGGAGCUCUACUUCAAGGAUGGCGCGCUGGCCGGCGCCAGAGUCGCUCAUUACCUCCUCGAGAAGUCGCGAAUAGUCACCCAAUCGCCGGGCGAGAGGAACUACCACGUGUUCUACGAACUGCUUGCCGGCUUGGACGAGGAGCAGAGGCGCUCGCGCGGUCUUCUUACGGCCGAACACUAUUUCUAUUUGAAUCAGGGGGGGGACGCCGGCGGCGCCGGAGCUGGUGCCGACUGGUCCGCCCUCUGCGGAGCUAUGCAGGUGCUGGGCAUCGGCGAUUCGGAAAGAGAGGAUAUCAUAAGGGUCUUGGCCGCCGUUCUCCAUCUCGGCAACGUGUACUUCCAUAGAAGACAGUUACGCCACGGACAGGAGGGAGUCCAGUUGGGAGGCGGCGCCGAAGUGCGCUGGGCGGCGCAUUUGCUGAAAGUACCCGCUGAGGCGCUAGCCCGCGCUUUGACCACGAGGGUGACGGCCGCGCGGACCGAGCGCAUGCGAUCUCCCCUUCCAAUAGACCAGGCCCUGGACGCGAGGGACGCCUUCGCCAAGGCCCUCUACUCCUCGCUCUUCAACUGGCUCGUCCUCAGAAUAAACUCGAUAGUGCACCGCGCCGGGCUCCACGACGCCCACCGCAUCUCCCUCCUCGACAUUUUCGGCUUCGAGGACCUGGAAGAGAACUCCUUCGAGCAGCUCUGCAUCAAUUACGCGAAUGAAACGCUGCAGCAUUACUUCAAUAAGCACAUAUUCAAGCUGGAACAGCAGGAGUACCAGAAGGAGCGAUUAGAAUGGUCGAACUUGACCUGGAAUGAUAACUCACCAGUGAUCCAACUGCUGAGUAAGAAGCCCGUGGGUAUUCUGCACCUUUUGGACGAUGAGAGCAACUUCCCCCGAGCCUCAGACGCCUCUUUCCUAGAGAAGUGCCAUUACAACCACGCUUUGAACGAGCUAUACUCGCGACCAAGACUAGGAGCCAACGAAUUUGGGAUAAGGCACUACGCGGGCCAGGUGUGGUACAACGUGGAGGGCUUCCUGGACAAGAACCGGGACGCGCUGCGCGGCGACGUGCUGGAGCUGCUCUGCAGCAGCGAGGUGCCCCUCGUGGCGGAGAUGUCCUCGCAGCUGCGCGCGCACCACGACGCCAACAAGACGCUGCCCAGGGGCGCCAACGGCCGCUUCGUCACCAUGAAGCCGCGGACGCCGACGGUAGCCGCCAGGUUCUCGGACAGCCUGCAGCAGCUGCUCGAGUCGAUGAGCCGCUGCAACCCUUGGUUCGUGCGCUGCAUCAAGCCGAACGGCGACAAGUCGCCGAUGCGGCUCGAGCUGCCGUGCGUGCUGGCCCAGCUGCGCUACACCGGCAUGCUGGACACCAUCAGGAUGCGGCAGACCGGCUACCCGAUACGGAUACCGUUCCAGGGCUUCGUGGAGCGCUACCGAUACUUGCUGAAGUCGAACCCACCUCGAGCUACCCCCUACCGCGAGAUAUGCAACUCCAUACUAGCCGGAAUGCCGCCCACAGGAGCCGCUGGCGCAGACUUCCAGUUGGGCGCGGCUCGUGUGUUCGUGCGGGAAGCGCUCCACCGGGCGCUGGAAAGGGCUCGCGCGGACAAACUGCGCGCGGCGGCGACAGUACUCCAAGCGCAUUUACGCGGCUACCUCGCUAGGCAACGCUACGCGCAGCUGCGAGAGAGCGCGGUGCGCGUGCAGGCGUGGUGGCGCGGGCGGCGCGAGCGCAGGCGCUACUUGCGCGCGCGGCGCGGCGUGGUGCGCGCGCAGGCGCUGGUGCGCGCGCGCCGCGCGCGGCGGCGGGCCGAUGCGCUGCGCGGCCAGCGCGACGCGCAGCGGCGCAGGCAGGAGGCGCAGCAGGCGGCCGCCAAGAGACGUGCAGCUGAACAGAAGGCGAAGGCAGAGAGCUUACAGGUGUUGGAAGUGCCCGCUGAGCUGGCAUUCAUCCUGUCGAAGAUUGACGAUUGGCAACCGCCGCACACCGAAAAGAACAUCACUAAGGUGACUGGUGACGUUUACGCCGAGGAGGAGCGGAUUCAGCUGCCGAAAGACCUGCAGCAGUUCGCGUUCUCGAAGUUCAGCUCGGUAUACUUCGCAGACGGGGGUCAGCUCAGUCCCAAGAAGCACCCCAUCACCAAGCCUUUCCUGUCCAAAGCGGCUGUUAGGGACCAAGACUUUAACGACGCAAUCGCUAUUUUCAAACUGAUCUUGAGAUGGUGCGACGAGUCCACAGCCGGGGAUGAAGCGAGACAAAAGGUGCUGGCGGACUACAUCGCCUCGCGCGGCAUGGCCUCGCGCGGCCUCCGGGACGAGAUCCUGGUGCAGCUGUGCAACCAGGCGGGGGGCGAGGCCUCCGCGCGCGUGUGGGCCCUGGCCGCCCACUGCCUAGCCGCCUUCCAGCCGGGCCCGGCGCUGCACAAAUACCUGGUGCGGCUGAUCUCCGAGUCGGCGGGCGGGCGGCAGCGCGCGCGGCUGCUGCGGCUCGCGUGCGGCGCCGAGGCGGCGGCGGCGCGCGCCAGCGGCGUGCCCAGGCGCGCGCCGCCCACCGCGCUCGAGUGGCGCGCCGCGGACGCCGCCCGGCCCGCGCUGCCGCUGCGCCUCUACGACGACACUGUGACCCACGUGUGCGUGGACGCGUGGACGACGUGCGAGCGCGCCGCCGCCGCCGCCUUGGCGGCUGCCGGUCACCAGCGGGGCCUCACCGGCUGGUCGCUCACCAUGGAGCACAACGGCCAACUCACCGAGUGGGCCGGCUGCGAGUACGCGCUGGACGCCGUGGGCGAGGUGGAGACGUGGCCGGCGCUGGGCGCGGGCCGCGUCGAGCCGCUGCGCUCGAGUUCGCGCCUCGCCCCGCCCGCGCCCCCGCCACGCGCCUCCUCCGUCGACGCAGAGCGGCCCGCGCGCCCGCAGGUACCGCCACCUGAGCCGCCGAAAUCACGCUCGCCCAGCAUGCCGCGCAUGCUCGAAGACUCGAUGGACGAGGGGAUGUCCGAAUACAACUGGAAGAUGGAGCAAGAAGACACCCGCACCAUGAACAAGCACUCUAGCGACUACUCCAGGAAGAUAUCGCACGACAUACUGUCGCGGGAGUCCGCGCUGAACGAGCGCUACUUCGAGCAGCCGUCGGACAAGGUGCGCAGCAGGUCGCUCGACAACCUGCUGGGCGACAACCCUGCGCCGCAGCCGUCGAAGCUGGCCGACCUAGGGCUGUCGCAGUCGCGGCUGAACGAGCGCUACCACUCGGUCGAGCGGCUGGGCGGGUCGGGUGGGGGGGGCGCGGGCAGGGGCGAGCCGGAGUACGGCACCGGCUCCCGGGCGGCGCCGUCGCGCUACAUCAAGUCGCAGUACGCGGGCAAGCGCGCGCCCGCCGGCUCGCAGUCCAGCCGCGCCUACAUCGAGAAGAGCUCCGAAUUCGGGGGCGUCAGGUCGUCUGCGAUGUCGGACACGUCCGAAGCGCCCAGCCUGGCGUCGCACGUGCGCCGCGUGCGCGUGCCCAGCCAGGCGUCCGACGUGGACCAGUUCCUGGACGACCUGUUCUCGCCCGUCCUGGACCCCAACAUCGACGAGAUGUCCGACGCGCGUUCCCUCGCCGCCAGCAUCAAGGGCGGCGCGAGGUACGACGAGUUCGUGGACGGCGUCCUCAGCUGCGACUACACCGAGCGGAUGGACACGCUGAGCAGCGCCCGACACGUCGCCCGCUCGCUCAAGGGCGGCGGGAAGGAGGAGAAGGGAAAAGCGAGCAGGAAAGAGUCGAGCGUCGACUCGGUGGACGAUUACAUAACGAACCUCUUCGAUCCGAUAUUCAUGAAUGACAGUUUAAAGAGACUGACCGACGGCGAGGGUCUGUCGGGUGCCAUAAAGGGCGGCGGCGCGACCCCCAGAGCCGCGACAGCUUCCGCUUCGGCUUUGAGUUACGGCGCGCUAUCUCUGCCGCCGUCCAUGCCGGCCAUGCCGGCGACUCCUGAAGCGUUGGCGGCUGCGUUGGGCCUCCACCUACCACCGCCCGGCACUGUUGACAUCAACGCGUACCACCAAAACCUACAGCGCGCCUUCCUGCAGAACGCAAUGGCGCAAAACCUACAGAUCCAGCAGCAACUGCUGGCCCAAAACCAAGCCUUGCAGACGCUGCUGGCCGGCCAAGUCGCGGAACCGACCGAUUCAUUGCCCACCUCGCCGGUUAGAUCCUCGACCGUCGUCACCGCCCAAGUACACUCGCCGCCUCGAAACGCGGUCAAGGCCAGGCGCGAGUCUAACGAGAGCUCCUCCACUGGGGCGCCUCCCCCUCCCCCUCCGCCGAUGCCCCCGCCGCUGCACGACGUGGACCCGUCGGAGGUUCGACCAUUCCUAGACCCUUACGGGCGAGCGAAGACCGUUCGCAUCGGCAAGUGGCGGUGGCCGCCCCCGAAGGACGCGGUGGGUGGUCAGGAGUCACCGCAGGACUUUACGAAGUUCAAGAUGCGCCAGAUCCAGAGGCGGCAUACCCCUCAGGCGCAGACGAACGGCUUGGAGCACGAGCCGCCGCGCGGCAGAUCGCGCUCGGAGGCGUCCCCGAACAUUGAGUGGGAGGAGUUCGAAGUCGACGGCCGAAAUAUUUCCCCGAGCCGGGAACCGCCGUCGCAGCGUACUGCCAGGCGGAGCUUCGAGAUCGGCGCGCAGAGGCCUUCGCCCGGCAGCGUGGGCAAGUUGAAACUCAGCUCUGAGAUGCGGCAGAGGCUCGAACGGGUCACCGCCAACCACUCGGUCCGGAGCUCGUCCUCCGCGGCGGAGACUCCGCGCACCAUCAACAAGCUGGAGGAUACGAGGAAGCUAAUGCUGGAGCGUCAGUUGGGCGGGGGGCGAUGGGACGCCCCUCCCCCGCCGGUGCCCCCCGCGCCGCCGGGGCCUGCGCCGCCGCCGCCGAUGUCCCCUCCCACUCCCCCCGACCGGCCCGCACCGCCCCCCCCGGUGCCCGACACGUCGUUCGCCCAACUACGCCGCGACAGAGACACCUUCGGAGUGCACCAGAACAGAGAGGCCGACGACCGGAACGCGUUCUUGGCCAACUGGAGCUCGCGCAGGAAGGAGGAGAACGAGUCGGGCCACGGCGACGACCUGGCCUCCCGUUUCCUGACCUCCGACCGGCGCGAGAGGCGAAUGAACGACUGGGGCGACGAGUCCGUCGGGCGAGGCUUCAGCGAGGAGAGGCAGCAGCACGGCCGCGACGAGUGGGACUCCGAGUCGGGCCUGGACACGACCGACAGGCGCGACGCCCGCGACGGCUACUCGGGCCGCGAGCCCUCCGAGAUAUACGAGCUGCACCCUACGAGGAGCGAGAGGCGGAAGGAGGAGGACAUGGCGAACACGUUCGAGCGCAAACGCUCCUCGUCAUACUUCGACGAGUUCGAGCGCUUCGACGGGCGGAAGAACUCGCGCGACAUGCUCGUCGGCAGGGCGAGGGACAGCCCGCGCUCCGACGUGACAUUCCCGCCGGAGGGCAGCGAAGCGUCCAAGCGCCACGAGCGCGCCACCUUCAAGACUCACAUGGCGCAGAAGGAGAGGGACAGGAAGCUAGAGGCGGAACGGAGGCAAUCCGUGUCCACCCACGCCACCGAUAGGACGGAACAUAUUGAACGUGAUGUCCCGGCACCGGCUGCUUUACUGCCAUCAGAUCGAAUGUUCCUUACAUACACUCGAGUGCCAUGGAAACUGCGUGUGCGCAAAGAGGUCUUCACGCCCGUUGAAACCUACAACGAUCCCGCCAUCUUGGAUUUACUCUAUGCUCAAGUGGUGAGCGACAUAACGUCGGGCGCGCCAUCGCUGCGCAUGAGCGCGGCCGAGCGGCGCGCCGGCCAGGGCUGGCUGCGCGCGCAGGGCGGCGGGCCCGCGCGCGCCCAGGCCAAGCGCGCCUGCGUCGAGAUGGCGCGCAACUGGCCCUUCUACUUCGCGCGCCUCUUCGCCGCGCGCCUGCCGCCCGGCGAGGGCGCCGUGCUGGCGGUCUCGCACGCGGCCGUCUUCGUCGGCAUCAAGGGGCCAGCGGGACUAGCGGUGCGGCGCACGCUGUCCCUGAGCGGGCUCCGCGCCUCCGCCCCCGCCCCUGGCACGCUGCAGCUGACCCCCGCGCGGGAGGCGCCCCUCACGCUGCACGCGCCCCUCGCCCACCACGCGCACUCGCUCAUCGCCGAAUUCGCCCUCCAAUACUCACAGUCCCCUCCGAGCCGCGGCCCCGCGCGCACGAUGCAGCGGCCGCGCCUCACGCACGCGAUGCGCGACAACUGGCGCCACCUGCAGCGCAUGUACGGGCUGGAGCUGGAGCGCGGGGAGUCCCCGCCGCGGCGCGCGCCCAGCCUCGACUCGCUGAUCAACUCCUCGGAGGCGUCCAGCGCGGACGCCUCCAACCCGGAGGACUCCGAUUCGGGCGCGGACACGAGGGACCCGGAACCCCGUCCGCGGAAGCCCCCCAAGAAGUGCCCCCAGAGCCUCUCGUCCUCGUCCAGCGGCCACAUGGAGACGAUACACGAGGAGAGCUCGGAGCCCAAGGUGUCCGUGAAGGAGAUCCUCGCGCGCUUCGAGAAUUUGACUGAGAAGACGGACCUCCAGAUACAGCCAAAACCCGUGACAAAUGGCGUUGCGACUAAGGAGCGCACAUCGGAACGCGAAAGCAGAGAUGUGAGGGAGCUAAGGGAGUCGAGGGAGUCCAGGGAAACACGGGACUCGAGGGAAAUACGCGAGAUCCGGGAGUCAAGGGACGAGACGGAGCAUGUUGAAAGGAGAGCGCAAACCAACUCCCCCGUGCCACGGGACCGGGAGAGGGACAGAGAUAGAGAGAGGGAAAGAGACAGGGAUAGGGACAGGGACAGAGAACGAGACAGGGAGAGAGAAAGAGAAAUGAGGGAGGAAAGAAGAGACCAGUCCACACCACAACACGACGGACGGCAUCCGCUUCUUCAGUUCGCGGUGGACCAUUUCAGACAGAGCCCAGAAUUGGAGAUCCUGAAGGCCGACUCGUCGCUCAAGAGCAAGGCGAAGCGCAACGAAUGGACGUGGAAGGCCCAGACGGACGUGGUGAAAUGGCAGGCGACGCCCCUCAGGGCGCCCCUGCUGCGUCUACCAGCCGCCCUCGCCCCACCAGCUCUGGAAUGCUUCACCUGCGUCAGGGCCUACUGCGGAGACCUGCAGCCGGCGGAGCGCGCCGCCCACCAAGACCUCACAGAGGUCAAGUGCGUCUACACAGUCCUCAUGCACUGCCACUCGGUGCCGGAGCUCCGCGACGAGGUGUACUGCCAGCUGAUGAAGCAGACCACGUCCAACCGUUCCGCCGCCCCGGACUCGUGCCAGCGCGCCUGGCGGCUCAUGUCCAUACUGGCGGCGUACUUCACGUGCUCCGAAACGCUCAGGCCGUUCCUCGUCGAAUACUUGUCGGCCGCUGCUGCUGACAGGCGGAGGCCGUGCCAAGGCACCGCAUCCGUGUGCCUCGCCAACUUGAGAAAGACGCUCAGGUGCGGCGGAAGGAAGAACGUGCCAAGUGUCGAGGAAGUGACUGCAGUGUCGGCCGGGCGAUCGGCUCGUCGCCAACUGUACCGGCUGCCGGGCGGCGCAGAGCGCGUCGUCAACACGAGAUGCGCCACCGUCGUGCAGGACAUCGUCAAUGAGCUCUGCGAACUGAUCGGCGUGACGAGCGAGGCGGAGCGCGCGGAGUUCUCUCUGUACUGCAUCGUGGCGGGGGACGCGCUGACGAUGCCGCUGGCGGGCGACGAGUACGUGCUAGACGUGACCACGGAGCUGCAGCGCGCCCACCACCCCUUCUACCUCAUCUUCUGCCGCUCCGUGUGGCACCACCCGCUGCGCACCGACGCGCCGCCGCUCUACACCGAGGUGCUCUUCAACCAGGUGGCGCCCGACUACCUGGAGGGGCUGCUGCUGGUGCUGCCGGGGGGCGGCGCGCCGGGCGCGGGCGCGCUGCGCGACGCGGCGCUGGUGGCGGCGCUGCUGCACCGCGCGGCCGCGCUGGCCGAGCCGCCGCAGCCGCGCGACCUGCGCUUCCUGCUGCCCAAGCCGCUGCUGGCGCUGCGCGAGCCGCGCCCCGCCAAGUGGGCCGCGUGGGUGGCCGCCGAGUGGCCGCCGCUGCGCGCGCUCGCCCCGCCCGCCGCCAAGGCCAGGGUGCUGCAGGUGCUGUCCCGCUGGCCGCUGUUCGGCUCGUCGUUCUUCGCGGUGCGGCGCGUGGCUGGCGGGGGCGGUGGGGGCGGUGGUGGCGGUGGGGGCGGAGGGGGCGCUGGGGCGGGCGAGUGGCGCGAGCACGUGCUGGCGCUGAACCGGCGCGGCGUGCACCUGCUGCACCCCGCCACCCACGAGACGGACACGCACUGGCCCUACUCCGAGCUCAUAUCCACCAGGAAGGUGCGGUCCGAGGACGGCACGCUGUUCCUGGACGUGAAGUGCGGCUCGCUGCUGCAGCAGCGCGUGACGCGGCUGCAGGCCGAGCAGGCGCACGAGGUGGCGCGCCUCGUGCGCCAGUACGUUGCGCUGCAAAGGGACCAGCACCACCAGCACCAGCACCAGAACCAGCGCCACUCGCCAGGUUUCAAUGCA
Molecule: messenger RNA, 9255 nt
Organism: Iphiclides podalirius (scarce swallowtail)
Lineage: Eukaryota; Metazoa; Arthropoda; Insecta; Lepidoptera; Papilionidae
Source: the annotation of a GenBank genome assembly